Molecule: messenger RNA, 3009 nt
Organism: Penicillium cataractarum
Lineage: Eukaryota; Fungi; Ascomycota; Eurotiomycetes; Eurotiales; Aspergillaceae
Product: hybrid sensor histidine kinase/response regulator
Exons: 2
Coding region: 1-3009 (1002 amino acids)
Biological process (GO): protein autophosphorylation; phosphorelay signal transduction system
Molecular function (GO): phosphorelay sensor kinase activity; histidine phosphotransfer kinase activity
Source: RefSeq, a predicted model, not a curated record
AUGGCGUGCAGUACGCUCGAUCCCAAGAUAUCCUUCUUCCCCAAAGCCGACGGGGCAAUCUUGAGAUCGAAACAACACGUACCGCCAAAUUCCUACCCACAGACCGUUGGCCCGAUCUUCGAUCGCGACAACGUCGAUCGCCCGAUCGAGCCCUGGUCCCUGGAAAUCAAAUCAACAUUCUACCCAGACUCACAGGAGACACAUACAGUCUCUGUGACCCCGGAAAAACCACCCGAUUUCGCGGAGCGAUAUCUGCGUGCAUUCCUGGCGGAGAAUGAAAGACUAAGACUCUCCGUGCUUUGGUAUUACACGCGCGAUAUACUGAAAGAAGAUGAGUUUUUGGCGGGACUUCAGGAGAAAGCCCAGUUAGCGCAGGAAUCGGUUGGUUGGGAGUUUGUGGUUAUUGGGAUUUUGGAUGUUGAUGUUUAUAUUCGGUUGGCGACAGUGGGACUCGAGUUGGGCAUUUUGCCCAGGGGGGAGACGCUUUGUGCGCAUACAGUUACGCAACCUCCUGGUGAUGUUUUCCUUUUGCCCAGUCUUAUGGAAGACUGGAGGUUUCGAGAGUGCCCUUAUCUCGAGAACGGUGGGCUUUAUGCGUAUGCUGGGGUGCCGCUGCGCUUGAAGACUGAAUCUGGGCAUACCGUUGGUCUUGGAUCUCUCUGUGUGGCAUCGAGCAAGAGCGAAGAACCUUUGACCAAAGCGCAGCAUCAGGCGCUUGUUCGUCUAGCUGACUGGGUUGUUUCUGAUCUCGUGCAAUGCACGAGAGCGAGACGACAACGUGAAAGACAUCGAAUGUCUGAGCUUCUCGCUAAAGCGCAAAAAGAGACGGACCAGGAAACGACUGUCGAACCGGUCUUUGAUAUUUUGAAAACUAUCUAUCCCGAUGCAAUAAUUCGCCUGCAACCAUCGAGAGCGACACAUGUCGAGUUUGAAGGAUGCGAACCCAUUCCAGUAUCUGACUUAAAAGGCGGUCUUUGGGAAGACGUUCAAUAUCUUGACGACUUUAUCACGAAUUCAAAUCACCUUCCGACUCCAUCUAAUAAACCAGUUCGCAUCGUCGCCGCCCCAUGCGAAAGUAUAUCAGGAUCGUCACUACUCAUUGUGGCAACCCAAGAUUUCCACCUUAUCUUCGACGACGCAGAUGCGUGGUUCAUUCAAGCCUGUGCGGACGUUAUAUCCCAAACAUGGCGCAAAAGCCUGCUGGCAGAAGCAAUGAUAGCCAAAGAGAAGUUUCUUCGAGCAUUCUCCCAUCAACUACGGACGCCAAUUCAUGGAAUCCUCGGCUCAGUGGAAUUGUUGACCGAGGAACUAAAGUCAAGAAACUUGGGUGAAGGCACGAAUUCGAUUUCAACACUUGGGAAACUAAACGCUGAGUCCGAGAUUAAUUCGCGCGAGCCCUUUACGUACCUUAACAUCAUCAAGAUGGCAGGUCGUGAUCUCACUUCGAUUAUCAAUAAUUUGAUUGCCCUGAACAAGUGGUCCGAUAUUGCUAUGGCAGAACGGCAUUAUGCUAUGCAUACAUUGCACGAACUGGAGACUGAGAUCGUAAAUGAGAUAAAUAAGGUUACGAUGGGGGAUACGCGGUAUAAAUGUUCCAUCUUCUUUGCCCAGAACUCGUCGCCUGGAUGUGGGAAGUUUUCUAUUGAUCUUGGGGUUCUGCGAGAUACGUUGCUUCCAUUGGUGAUCAAUUCCAUUCAACAUACGCCGCAAGGGGUUGUAUCGAUUACAGCAUCGAUUCAAUCAGACCGGAAACAACUCGUUGUUGAUAUUGAAGAUACAGGACGGGGAAUUCAUCCUGGUGAUCAACGGCGCAUUUUUGAGGCUUAUGAGAAGGUUGAUACACACUCGUCGGGUGCUGGAUUGGGUCUUACGCUCGCUUCAAAAUUCGCAUCGCUCAUUCACGGGUCAAUUGAGUUGGUUUCCUCGGAGGUUGGCCGCGGUUCUCAUUUCAGAGCAACGUUCCGCGAGGUUGAGUUUGAUAUCUCGUCUCAACUGCCGCAGCCUUUGCCUGUGAAGUUUGAUAGCCUGCCCUCGCAGUUCUUCAAACAACCAACCGACUCUGAUUCCUCAUCACUGGGCGAUCGCUUUGCGUCUUUCUUAAUUCGCAACGGAUACACUCACUCGGAUAGCAUAGAGGAUUCCUUGGUCAUUGUUGAGGUUGCGUUUGACCCGGAUCAACACCGCACAUUUCUGUCUGAGAUUGCAUCAGAGCAAGUCGCUAUCUGCCUCGUCCCGACCUCUGAAGAGAAGCAUUUUCUCCAGGACGAGGACAAUAUUAUCUACAUCAAUGGUCCUUUCUUAACCUCAACAUUCCAUUCAGCUCUUGAACGAGCACAAACCUAUCUCAAAACGAACGCCUCCAAAAACCAUCUACAACUCGAUACCCUCGACAACCCUAUCAUCAUGCCCGUAACGAUACAAAAAGACCCAAUCACAAAUGAAUACCCUGAUAAACAUUCACCGACUAUCACAUCAAAUAACCUCACCGCGAACACAACAAUUCCCCCUCCACCCGAACCAAACACCCCAAUUGCUCUCGACCUCAAAAUGACCACCACAAUGCCCACACAACCCCGAACAUCCCCUCGCCCCGUCACCCUAAUAGUCGACGACAACGCCGUCAACCUCCGCGUCCUGGAAACCUACUGCACAAAAAGAGGCCUCCCCUACCUCUCCGCCCUGAACGGCCGCCAAGCCAUCGAACUAUUCUCACAACACCAGGCCCAACACUCCGAAGAUGGAGAUGAAGCCUCCUCUAUCCAACUGAUAUUCAUGGACCUGCAAAUGCCGGUUUGCGGUGGCAUCGAAGCUACGCAGCAGAUCCGAGCCCUGGAACGACGACAUAAAUGGAGGAAGAGCUUUUUGUUCGUUAUGACUGGUCAAGAUAGUCUGGCGGAUAGGAAUGCUGCGGAGGAGGCCGGGGCUGAUGAGUAUUUUGUGAAGCCGGUUGUUAUUAAGCAGUUGGAUCGGGUUGUGAAGCAGUAUUUCCCUGCUUUUGAGAAAGGCUAG